ACUCCUUUCAUCUCGCCACUGCGGUGAGCGAAGCGGCGGAGGCUAGACGGAGUCGCAGAGAGGACGCACGCCACCUGUUCGACGGAAUGCGGCCUCAAAAACGGGGCAAGAGCGAUGAGGCGCCCUCCGCGGCGAGCGGGUUGGACCGCAUCAGCGGCCUCCCGGAGGGCGUCCUCCAGCACGUGCUGUCCCUCCUGCCGGCGCACGACGCGGUGCGGACCUGCGUGCUCGCCCGGCGCUGGCGCCACCGAUGGAGAUCCGCGCCGGGGCUCCGCGUCACUGGCGUCAAGGGGUGCCGCAGCGCAGACAAGUUCGUCGAGUUCGUGGACCGCCUCCUGACCAUCCGCCGCGGCGGCGCGCCACUGGAGUGGUGCGAGUUCGACCUCGACGCGAGCGACUUCGACUUCAACUACUCCUUGCCCGCCGAGAAGCGGCACGUGAGCAGCUGGAUCUGGCGCGCAGUUUGCCGCCAGGUCCGGGUGUUCCGGUUGUCGUUCAACGACUUGGAAACCUUCCUUCUGCCUGAUCUGCCUCUCGUCUCCCAGCACCUCACGAGGCUGGAACUUGCCUGCGUAAUUACCAACAACAGCUUUCUUGAUUUUUCGGGCUGUCCAGCGCUGGUAGAUCUGAAGAUGGAGUAUUGCCUUUUCAAUGCUGACAAACUGUCAUCUCCAUCCUUGAAGCAACUGAGCAUGACUGGGAGUGAAUUUUGUCCGAGUAACCGCACCAGAAUGUCUUUGCCGAGCCUUGUUUCACUGGAACUAACUCUUUAUUCGGGUAGGGCUCCAUUGUUUGAAAGCAUGCCAUCCUUAGUGACGGCAAAUGUAAGUCUUUAUUCUAUGGGUGACCCUGGUGAUUGUUCCUGUUAUGGUUGUAUACAUUACUAUGAGUCUGAUGACGACCGCACCAGCUGCGUUCUUCUCAAAAGUUUAUCUGAAGCUACACACUUGGAGCUGUCAUUUUAUUCUGAUGUGUUUGUUUUCAAUAGGGAUUUAAAGUGGUGCCCUAAAUUUACCAAGUUAAAGAGUUUGGUACUCAAUGACUGGUGUGUUGCUGCUGACUUCAAUGCACUAAUUUGUUUUCUCCAUCAUUCACCGAUUCUGGAGAAGCUUACUCUUCAAAUUUCUAAGGCAUCCAAAUAUUCAAUGGAAACAGUAGGAUGUUGCAACCCAUUGGAGCAGUCAUUUGCAUCCGACCAUCUUAGGAUAGUCGAAAUCAAAUGUGAAGAGGUUGAUGGGAGGGUUCACAAAAUUUUGAAUCUCCUGAGUACCUAUGGCAUACCACUGGAGCACAUUAAUAUCCAACAAACAAAUAGAUGUUCUGGAUCUGGAUAUGUCAAUUUCGUUUGCACUGGUUUCAGCUACAACUAGAGUUGUCUUUGUACAGGUUUCAGCCUCGCACCGAGUUGAGAGGAUUUUGAGCUACUAUCUCUUGAUUAUUCAGAAACACAUGUUGGAGUAAGUUUGUGGCUGUGCUGUUGAUGUCCUCUGAGAAUCAGGUUCUCAUAUCAGUUCCAUUUGCACAAACGAUAUUCUCACACUUUUGGCUCAUGUAAAGUUUUUGCAAACAUUUAUCCAUAGCAUGUAGCCGUGUAUGCUGCUGCUGGGGACAAAUCAUCUUGUGAAUUUGAUUUAUUCAUUGUAAGCUUGUAAUCUCUAGCAUCUGCUGGUAUCAUAUUGCUAAGAGCUUGAGAUCGAUGCUCGCUCAUGCAAAUAACCUAGCUAUUGGGUUAUUAGAUAAAUAGUAAAAUGCUGCAAUUGCUGGUUGAA
Messenger RNA from Phragmites australis (common reed), 1769 nucleotides. RefSeq names its product putative F-box protein At1g49610. Gene Ontology annotation, molecular function: protein binding. The record is from RefSeq and is a predicted model, not a curated record. Bases 87 to 1370 code for a protein of 427 amino acids. NCBI's taxonomy places the organism in Eukaryota, Viridiplantae, Streptophyta, Magnoliopsida, Poales, Poaceae. The transcript has 6 exons.